Messenger RNA from Cebus imitator (Panamanian white-faced capuchin), 384 nucleotides. Its product is annotated as lysM and putative peptidoglycan-binding domain-containing protein 2-like. Lineage: Eukaryota; Metazoa; Chordata; Mammalia; Primates; Cebidae. Bases 1 to 384 code for a protein of 127 amino acids. The transcript has a single exon. The record is from RefSeq and is a predicted model, not a curated record.
AUGGAGCAGAUUAAAAGGGCCAAUAAACUGUUUACCAAUGAUGGUAUAUUUCUGAAGAAAACUCUGAACAUCCCAGUUAUAUCAGAGAAGCCUUUGUUGUUAAAUAGACUUAACUCCAUUGAUUCUCCAGAAAAUAAAACUGUUGGUAACAGUUUUUCUCAGGAAGAGGAACCAGUGGUGGCUCCUCAAGAAUCUGAUGUUCAGCCUGUUCAGCCUGAGGAAGUAUCAGGCAGAGAUUUCCUGCAGAGACUUAACUUGCAGAUUAAGUUAUCAACCCAGGCAACCAAGAAGCUAAAAGAAGGGAGCAGAGAUGAAGAAAGUCCCUAUGCAACUUCCCUCUAUCACAGUUUGGUGAGUUGGGGAUAUAAUUCUCACCAAAAUUAA